This is a messenger RNA of Arctia plantaginis, 1227 nucleotides long. NCBI's taxonomy places the organism in Eukaryota, Metazoa, Arthropoda, Insecta, Lepidoptera, Erebidae. The record is from the annotation of a GenBank genome assembly.
AUGGAAAGUGAAUCAAAAAAAGUUAUUCGUGUUGGUUCACGGAAAAGUGAACUUGCUCUCAUUCAAACGAACUUUGUCAUUGACAGUCUUAAGAAAAUAUACCCAGAUAAGGCGUUCACAAUAGUAAGUAUGACCACCCUGGGGGACCGCGUGCUCAACGUAUCGCUACCCAAAAUAGGAGAAAAGUCUUUAUUCACCAAAGAUUUGGAAGACGCGCUAAGGAAUAACUCAGUAGACUUUGUGGUGCAUUCCCUCAAAGAUCUGCCCACCACGCUGCCCGAUGGACUUGCUAUAGGAGCUGUUUUUGAAAGGGAGGAUCCCAGAGACGCAUUAGUGCUCAGAGAAGAUUUCAAAGACUAUACAUUGGCCACACUACCAGAAGGCUCUGUUAUAGGUACGUCAUCACUGCGUCGUACUGCUCAACUCCGUGGCAGUUAUCCUCAGUUACGAGUGGCGGACGUCCGCGGGAACUUAAAUACGCGUCUCACAAAACUCAACAGUGGGGAUCAGUACGCGGCACUACUGUUGGCCAGCGCUGGACUCCAUAGGAUGGGUUGGGCUGACAAGAUAUCUAAGGUGCUGCCGUGCGCGGAGAUGAAGUACGCGGUGGGUCAGGGCGCGCUGGCCGUGGAGUGUCGCGCCGACGACGCCGCGCUGCUCGGCCUGCUCGCGCCCUUCAGCCACCCCGAGACCUACUGCAGGAUACUCGCCGAGAGGAGCUUUCUCAAGACUUUAGGCGGUGGAUGCAGUGCGCCUGUAGGCGUUUCGACAACCCUAAAACCAUUAGAUGCACAGUUCCAACUGUCCAUAACAGGCGCAGUUUGGAGCCUAGACGGCUCCAUCAAACUGGACCACACGUUAAAACAAACAUUUGUACAAAUAAAACGCACACAGAAACACAAACUGAGCCCCACAGAAGAACAAGAAUGUAAAAAAAUCAAGAUAUCGGACGACGCCAACAAAACGGUUCCUCCAGAGAUAAUUAGUAAUGUAAUAAGUGAUAAAAUCGGUAAUUGUAGUGACGUCAGUUUGAAUGAGGAGUUUCAUGCUGAUAAGAGAAUAUUUUGUGGGUUGACAGCGAAUGUGAGCGUACCUAUAGAGGUAAUAAUCAAGUGUGACAACUUAGGUAAGGACCUCGCCAACGCUCUCAUUGAGAAAGGUGCUUUAGAUGUGAUGAAAGUCACUCAAGAUUUAAUAAGGAACUCGACGGUCGCUAAAACCUCAUGA